Messenger RNA from Adineta ricciae, 564 nucleotides. The record is from the annotation of a GenBank genome assembly. NCBI's taxonomy places the organism in Eukaryota, Metazoa, Rotifera, Eurotatoria, Adinetida, Adinetidae.
AUGCCACCGCUAGGAGCAAGCAUUAACUAUGGGGAAAACUUACGUCAUUCUGUUGAUAUUUAUAUUUAUCUUGUAGUACAGUAUAUUAUUCAAUGUUUCAUAAUAAUAUAUAUGAUAGUUCAAGCUCUAUGUUACGUCGAGCGGCUGGCGCUUGUAUUCGUUCGAUUACGUUUACGACCUCGGGUUUGUCCAACGCUACGUGAUGUGUUACCUGUACCAACAGACGAGCUUAGCUAUCCUUUUGUCGCUGUUCAAUUGCCGAUGAAAAACGAAAUCGAAUGUUGCGAAGCAAUUAUCAAUCAUGCAUGUAACUUAGACUGGCCACGAAGUCGGCUUUUCGUCCAAGUAGUUGAUGACUCGACGGACGAUGAAGCAAAAGCACUUGUCGACAAAUGUAUUCAACAGUGGGUGUGUCGUAGAUUUCCAAUAGGCAUCUCUCGACGGCCUAAUAAUCAAGGUUUUAAAGCUGGAGCUUUGUUGCAUGCAAUGCCAUCCAUUUCUCAGGCCGAAUACAUUGNUUCCGCUAUAUGGGAAGAUUCACAUAGGACAGUUAGUAUCAUUUGA